AUGACUUUAUACUUUCUCACUUUUCUUUUCCUCUACAUAUAUCUUUCUAUCUGUUCUGCGUAUAUUGUUUCACUUUCAAUAUUUCUUUUUCCUAUGAUUUCUUCGAUUUUUUUUUGCAUUUUAUUCUUUUUAUAUCUUUCUUUUCUGGCAUUCACACUCCCCCCUUCUAAAUCUUCAUUCUCAUUCUUCUCUUUUUUUUACUUCAGGCAUUCACACUCCCCCCUUGUAAAUCUUCAUUCUUCUCUUUUUUUUAUUUCUGGCAGCAUUCACACUCCUCCUUCUAAUUCUUCAUUCUCAUUCCUUUUUUUUCUGGCAUUCAUUCUUCAUUCUUCUCUUUUUUUUUUAAUUCAGGCAUUCACACUCCCUCCUUCUAAUUCUUCAUUCUCAUUCUUCUCUUUUUUUUUUACUUCAGGCAUUCACACUCCCUCCUUUUUUAAUUCUUCAUUUCAGCAUUCAGCAUUCCCUUCUUCUAAUUCUUCAUUCUCAUUCUUCUCUUUUUUUUUACUUCAGGCAUUCACACUCCCCCCUUCUAAAUCUUCAUUCUCAUUCUUCUCUUUUUUUUACUUCAGGCAUUCACACUCCCCUCUUCUAAUUCUUCAUUCUCAUUCUUCUCUUUUAUUUACUUCUGGCAUUCACCUCCCCACUUCUAAUUCUUCAUUCUCAUUCUUCUCUUUUUUUUUACUUCUGGCAUUCAAACUCCCUUCUUCUCAUUCUUCAUUCUCAUUCUUCUCUUUUUUUUACUUCUGGCAUUCACACUCCCUCCUUCUAAUUCUUCAUUCUCAUUCUUCUUUUUUUUUUUACUUCAAGCAUUCACACUCCCUCCUUCUAAUUCUUCUUUCUCAUUCUUCUCUUUUUUUACUUCAGGCAUUCACACUCCCUCCUUCUAAUUCUUCAUUCUCAUUCUUCUCUUUAUUUUACUUCAGGCAUUCACACUCCCUCCUUCUAAUUCUUCCUUCUCAUUCUUCUCUUUCCUUUUUUUUUUUUUCAUUCUCAUUCAUUCACAUUCCUCCCCCUUCUAAUUCUUCAUUCUCAUUCUUCUCUUUUUUUACUUCAGGCAUUUCACCUCCCCAACCUAAUUCUUCAUUCUCAUUCUUCUCUUUUUUUACUUUAGCAUUCAAACUCCCUCCCUUCUAA
Molecule: messenger RNA, 1134 nt
Organism: Acanthosepion pharaonis
Lineage: Eukaryota; Metazoa; Mollusca; Cephalopoda; Sepiida; Sepiidae
Source: the annotation of a GenBank genome assembly